Caenorhabditis briggsae is the source of this 897-nucleotide messenger RNA. It is a transcript of the gene Cbr-sto-6, whose product is annotated as Protein CBR-STO-6. The coding region runs from base 1 to 897 and encodes 298 amino acids. The record is from RefSeq and is a predicted model, not a curated record. The transcript is spliced from 8 exons. Gene Ontology annotation, cellular component: plasma membrane. Lineage: Eukaryota; Metazoa; Nematoda; Chromadorea; Rhabditida; Rhabditidae.
AUGCCUAACCAACCACAACCGCGUAAAGGUACGAGAGGUCGCGCGGCUCCCAGGUUCAUGGAGAUGUCCGACAAAGUGGAUUUCACGGCAUGCGGUUGGGUGCUCACAAUCUUCUCAUAUAUUCUAGCAGUUCUCACACUGCCAAUUUCAAUAUUUCUUUGUGUAAAGGUCGCACAAGAGUACGAGAGAGCUGUGAUAUUCCGAUUAGGACGGGUGAAGCCGGGAGGUGCUCGUGGACCGGGGCUGUUUUUUGUGGUCCCAUGUAUAGAUUCGUAUAAGAAGAUUGAUUUGAGAACGUUGUCUUUCGAAGUGCCACCACAAGAGCUGUUGUCAAAGGACGCGGUGACAGUUGCCGUGGAUGCUGUGGUGUUUUUCAGAAUUUCCAAUGCGACUAUUUCUGUAAUCAAUAUUGAAGAUGCCGCCAGAUCUACUAAACUUCUUGCUCAAACAACUCUUCGAAAUAUUCUGGGAACCAAAACACUGACCGAAAUGCUCUCUGACCGUGAUGUGAUCUCUCUUCAAAUGCAGGCAACACUUGACGAGACCACAAUCCCAUGGGGCGUUAAAGUUGAACGCGUUGAGAUGAAAGAUGUUCGUCUUCCGUACCAAUUGCAACGAGCAAUGGCUGCUGAAGCAGAAGCGACAAGAGAGGCGAUGGCUAAAAUUAUUGCCGCAGAAGGAGAACAAAAUGCGUCGAUGGCUCUGGCAGAAGCUGCUGAUGUGAUUUCCAUGUCUCCAUGUGCCAUCCAGCUACGCUACUUGCAAACUCUCAAUAGUAUUAGCUCUGAAAAAAAUAACACAAUUGUCUUCCCUUUCCCAAUGGAAAUGAUGUCCCGAUUCAUCAAGAACCAGAAGAAGCAUGUGAUGAAAAGAAUGAGUGCGCUCAAGUACAGCUGA